GUUCCUUCGAGCGCUGGGCUCGGACAGACGUAGCCGGCCGCGAAGGCGCCCAGACGGCAAUCCAGAGACUCAUGCUGAAGUGAGCGCUCGGGUCAGCGAGAUGCUGGCGCUGCUGACGGCCGGCGUGGCGCUCGCCGUGGCCGCGGGAGGAGCCCAGGACAGUCCGAUACCUGGCAGUCGCUUCGUGUGCACCGCGUUGCCCCCCGAAGCGGCGCGCGCCGGCUGCCCGUUGCCCGCGAUGCCCAUGCAGGGCGGCACGAUGAGCCCCGAGGAGGAGUUACGUGCCGCUGUGCUCCAGCUGCGAGAGACCGUCCUGCAGCAGAAGGAGACCCUGAAUGCCCAGCGCGAGGCCAUCCGAGAGCUCACCGGCAAGCUGGCCCGCUGUGAGGGGCUGGCAGGCGGCAAGGCGCGCGGCGCGGGGGCCACGGGCAAGGACACCAUGGGCGACUUGCCGCGGGACCCGGGCCACGUCGUGGAACAGCUUAGCCGCUCGCUGCAGACCCUCAAGGACCGCUUGGAGAACCUCGAGCUACAGCUCCGCACAAAUGCAUCUAACGCGGGGCUGCCAAGCGACUUUCGAGAGGUGCUCCAGCGGAGGCUCGGGGAGCUGGAGAGGCAGUUGCUGCGCAAGGUGGCCGAGCUGGAGGAUGAGAAGUCCCUGCUCCACAAUGAGACAUCAGCUCACCGACAGAAGACAGAGAGUACACUGAACGCGCUGCUGCAGAGGGUGACUGAGCUGGAGCGAGGCAACAGUGCAUUCAAGUCACCAGAUGCAUUCAAAGUGUCCCUUCCUCUCCGCACAAACUACCUGUAUGGCAAGAUCAAGAAGACAUUGCCCGAGCUCUACGCCUUUACCAUCUGCCUGUGGCUGCGAUCCAGUGCCUCGCCAGGCAUCGGCACACCAUUCUCCUACGCUGUACCUGGGCAAGCCAAUGAGAUUGUACUGAUAGAGUGGGGUAAUAAUCCCAUUGAGCUGCUCAUCAACGACAAGGUCGCACAGCUGCCCUUGUUUGUUAGUGAUGGCAAGUGGCACCACAUCUGCAUCACCUGGACCACUCGAGAUGGCAUGUGGGAAGCAUUCCAGGAUGGGGAGAAACUCGGUACUGGGGAGAACCUGGCACCCUGGCAUCCCAUCAAGCCUGGAGGUGUGCUCAUCCUGGGACAGGAGCAGGACACCGUAGGUGGCAGAUUUGAUGCCACACAGGCCUUUGUUGGAGAGCUUAGCCAGUUCAACAUAUGGGAUCGUGUCCUCCGGGCACAGGAAAUCAUCAACAUUGCCAACUGCUCCACGAACAUGCCUGGAAAUAUCAUCCCAUGGGUGGACAACAAUGUCGACGUGUUUGGAGGGGCUUCCAAGUGGCCUGUGGAGACCUGUGAGGAGCGUCUCCUGGAUUUGUAGCUACCUUCUCCCCAUCCAGGAGGCCAUGAUGUGGCUGUUCUAAGGAGUUCAGCUGAAACCUCUGGCCUGAACAGAAAAGAAUCAGAGCCUAUUCCUAGGAAGCCUUCAAGGCAGGCUGUGUGGCCACCCUUGUCUUAGGCUCAUUUGUUCUUUCUCACAGUUUUGUCGUUUUCUGGGGGGGAGGGCGGGUAGUACCAGAAUCCCUUGGGAAGAGUCCUGAGCCUUCCUUCUAUUAAACUCUGUGAGCCCUUCCUCCAGCCCCCGUAAAUGCUAGUGGAACCCAGUCCUACCUGUCCUUU
This is a messenger RNA of Phodopus roborovskii (desert hamster), 1698 nucleotides long. RefSeq names its product neuronal pentraxin 2 (gene Nptx2). NCBI's taxonomy places the organism in Eukaryota, Metazoa, Chordata, Mammalia, Rodentia, Cricetidae. The transcript is spliced from 5 exons. The record is from RefSeq and is a predicted model, not a curated record. Bases 101 to 1399 code for a protein of 432 amino acids.